Messenger RNA from Aphis gossypii (cotton aphid), 2043 nucleotides. RefSeq lists its product as uncharacterized. The transcript has 4 exons. The record is from RefSeq and is a predicted model, not a curated record. NCBI's taxonomy places the organism in Eukaryota, Metazoa, Arthropoda, Insecta, Hemiptera, Aphididae. Bases 1 to 2043 code for a protein of 680 amino acids.
AUGAAACGUAUAUAUAAAUCUGGGGCCGCAAAAAAGGCAGAAAGAAAUAAAAAAGCAUUAUUAGCGAUCCAAUCAUCACCACAUCAAAAAAAAAUAAGUUUUCCUAUUCUGGAACAAGUGCAGCGUGUUGAGAUUGCUGCGAAUAGUACGAAAAAUACUAAAACUGAUGAAAAGCCUGAACAUACUAAUACUAAAACUGAUGAAAUGCCUGAACAUACUAGUAUGGAUAACAAUGGUUUUAAUGAAAACAAUGCAGAUAACAUGAAUGAAAAUUCUAAUAUCAUAAAUUUUAUUCGCCCUUCAAGAAAUGAUUCCAUUGCUAUUAAAAAUAAUUUCUUCUCUAAGCAUCCAAUACAACCUAUGACUACUAAAGGUAAACUUAAUUUUAAAAGAAUUUAUUAUAAAGAGUUGCCAAAUGGCGAAGUGAUUCAAAGAAAAUGGAUAUCUUACUGUAUAGAAACAAAUUGUUUAUAUUGUUCUAAUUGUAUGGCUUAUGGAAAGCCAGUUAAUGUUGGAGAAAAAGAAUCAAAGUUCAUAAGUGGGUAUGAAUCUGAUAUUAAAUUACAAAAAUGCCUUUAUCGUGAUAUAGUGAGACAUGAAAAUUCAAUAUUCCAUCAGAAUUCAUCAUGUACUGCAGUCCGUUUUCAAUUAAAUAAAGAUAUUGAGUGUAUUAUAAAUCGUGAUGUCAUGGCAAAAAGGUCUCAAGAAGUACAUAAUCGAAGACAAGUGCUUGAACGACUUAUAGAUAUUGUUAUUUUUAUUGGUCGUCAAGGCAUCCCAUAUCGAGGUAAACAUGAAGCAGCAAAUUCUUUAAAAAAUAUUGAAGUAAACCAUGGUAAUUUUUUAGAACUAGUCUUGUUAAUUUCCAAAUAUGAUACUAUUUUAAAUCAACAUGUUAAAAUGUCAAUAACUCUUAGUGAAAAAGCUAAGUCUAAAAAAGGUCGUGGAUCUUUGAUUACAUUCAUGUCCAAAAAUUUUAUAAAUAAUAACAUAAUUAUACCAAUUGGAGCAGCAAUUCAAGGUACAAUUGUUAAAGAAAUCAAAGAGUGUAUUAAGUUUAGUAUAAUGAUUGAUAGCACUCAGGAUGUAAGUGUUAUGGAUCAAUUAGCAAUAUGUGUCCGGUAUAUUUUCAACGGUGUUGUGCAAGAACGUUUAUUAAGUUUGGUUGUUUGCCAUAACUCUAGUGGUAUUGGCCUUUUUAACUUAUUAAAGGAAGAAAUAAAAAAACUAGGAUUAAUGUUAAAUGAUAUUGUUGCAUGUUCAUUUGACGGAGCUGCCAAUAUGAAAGGUAUUUAUAAUGGUUUACAGGCCCAUUUAAAAAGUGUAAAUCCAAACAUUGUGUACACACACUGUAUGGGGCAUGUAUUAAAUUUGGUAAUGAGUGAAUGUAGUACUGAUAUUAAUUUGGCUGAAGACUUAUUUGGAUUAGUAGAGCAAUCCGCUGUUUUUUUAUCAGAUUCCCACAAACGAAUGGAAACUUGGACCUCUAUAACUAGUGUAAGACAUACUGGUCAUGAUAAACUGUAUAGACUCCAAAAAAUCGGUGCAACUAGGUGGUGGAGUAAAGAUAAAGCUUUAUCUUCAGUUAUGGAUUUACAACUGAACAUAGUUGAAAUUGAUGAAGAAGUCGAUAAUGCCAAAUUUACCACUUUAUUAACAUUUUUAACCACAGUUUGUCAUGGCAAUUUCAAUUCACAAUCUAAGUUCAUUGCUAAAUCAUUGAUUAAUACUAUUCAAAAUAGUAUUGAGACACGAUUCAUGAAAAAUGAAAAUUUAUUAAAAGACUUGAAUUGGUUGGACCCUAGAAGUUUUGCAGUAAUUAACAACAUUGAAUUAUUGCAUGUAUCAGCUUUGAGUACUUUAAGUAAAAUAUCCGGACUAAAUCAUGAAAUAAUCUUAACAGAAUUGAAACAAUUUUCCAAUCAAUAUGAAAACUUCAUACCACAAAUACCUAAAUAUACUACCGAUUGUGAUUCAGAAAAUAAGUUACUUUUAAGAAAUGAAGAUGCGAGUGAUGAAGAUAAUGAUGAAAUAUCAAAAUGA